Messenger RNA from Adineta steineri, 5121 nucleotides. Lineage: Eukaryota; Metazoa; Rotifera; Eurotatoria; Adinetida; Adinetidae. The record is from the annotation of a GenBank genome assembly.
AUGACGAUCAUACAAUUGAUAUUAAUUUUAUGCCUAAUAUCUUAUAUUAAUAAUAAUAUAUAUCUAUACUAUACAGAAGAUAGUUCAUCAGUAGAAUUUUAUGAUUGUAUAUAUCAAGAAAAUUUCUUACAUUGUCGUCGUCCAAUUGAACCUAUAUCUCUUGAACGAAAUAAUAAUUUAAAAGAAUGUUAUCAUAAUGGAACAUUACAUACAUUUAGUUCACUUCAAUCGAAUAAAAGUAAUAUUAAUACAAUAUUACAUAAAUGGAAAUCAAGUUUAGAAAAAGUCGAAGAAUAUUCUCGAUAUAUAAAAGAAAAUUUAGAUUCAAUUGGAAAUUUUUUAUGUGAAUGUAAUCAUCCACAAUCAUUUGGAAAAUAUUGUGAAUAUUUAUUACCAUAUGGAACAACUUUUACAAUGACACUUGAUUGGGAAAAUCAAAUGAAAUUUUUAUACGAAGAAGAAAAUCAAUAUUAUAGUGAUAUUUUAUGUUAUAAAACAUUAACGUGUAAUUCAGGUCUUUUAUGUCUUGAUUGGCGAGAUAUUUGUGAUGGAAUUCAGCAAUGUCAAUUAGGUUAUGAUGAAGAAAAUUGUGAUAAACUUGAAUUUAAUGAAUGUGAAUAUGAUGAAUAUCGAUGUAUGAAUGGAAUGUGUAUUUCACGAGAAUAUUUUCUUGAUGGUGAUUAUGAUUGUAUGGAUUUAUCUGAUGAAAUACAAUUAGUUAAUGAUAGAUUAUGUAUAUAUCAUGGAAUUUCUAUGGAAUGUGAUGAUCGAAUAUGUUUUCCUAAUACAUGGUCGUGUGGUGAUGGACAAUGUAUUACUAAUCGUCUUGCUUUUCAAAUGCAAUAUUCCAAAGAAAUUGAAUGUAAUAAUCGACGUGAUCAAUAUUAUAUGUGUGAAAUUCAUGCUAAUCGUCGUCAAUGGACAUUAUCAAAUGGAAAAUGUUAUUUUGUUAAAGAUUUUAUAGAAUUUAAUAGUCAAAAUCGAAGUAUAGAAGAAGAAUGUAUUUAUUUUACAAAAUGUGCUUUUUCAAUGGGUCUCGAAAAGAAUUGUCCAUGUAAAUAUGAUCCAUUAUGUUUCGAAGAUGAUGAUACUGAAAGUCCAUGUUCUUCAGAAAAUAUUCCAUAUCCAAAUGGAGCUAUUAUUGCACCUUAUCUCUAUUUUAUAUACAAUAAUACACCUGAAUGGUGGAGUAAAAUUCCAGAUUAUAUACAACUUAAUGGUACAAUAAAAUGUCGAGGAUAUAUGAUUAAUCAACAAAUGACAAUACCAUAUAUACCAAAAAUAAAUUUGAAAAAUCUUGAAGCAAUGCUUUGUAAUUCAACUGGAAUAAUAGAAAAUAAAGGUUACGAUAUAAAUUGUUUUAAUAAUAAUCAUUCAUCUUAUUUUCUUCAUGCAUGUAAUCAAUCGAAAGAAUGUAUUUCUCAAUAUCGAAUUAAUGAUGGAUAUAUAAAUUGUGCUGAUGAAAUGGAUGAACAACAAAAUCAACUUAUUUCAAACUAUCGACAUGAUCGUUUUCAAUGUUCCAGUGAAGAAUCGAUAUAUUUAUCAGUCAAUAAUCUUGGUGAUUUAAUACCUAAUUGUAAGAAUAAUUAUGAUGAAUGGUGGUUAGGAAAAGAUAUGAUGUUAUCACAAAUGAAAUGUAAUCAAAAAUCAAAAGAUGAUUGUAAAUUUAUACAACAAUAUAUUGCUAAUAAUCAUGAAAAUUCUUUCGUAGAUUUAUUUACAACAAAAAUUCCUUUUCGUACUUAUUGUGAUACAUUUUGGAAUUUAGGAUCAAAAUAUGAUGAAAAUAUUGAAUUAUGUUCAAAACAAUGGAUAUGUCUUGAUGAACAAUGGCAAUGUCAUACAGGACAAUGUAUUAAUGUAACAUGGGUAUUAGAUGGAGAAUGGGAUUGUAUAGAUGCAUCUGAUGAAGAAAGUUUAUUCUUUUAUAAUCAUUCAUUUUCACUACGAAAUUUAAAAGUUAUUUCAUUAGAUUUACUUAAAGAUAACUUCGAAUCUUUGUAUGGUAUAACAAAACAACCAUUUUCAAAAAUUUGUAAUUUAACUACAGAAUUUCCAUGUUUUCGAGUCAAUGCAUCUAAUUCAUUAUAUAAUAUUACAUUCAAACGACCUUGUAUCAACCUUCAACAGAUUGGAGAUAAUCGAAUUGAUUGUAUCGGUGGUAUAGAUGAACGCAAUACUAUUCAACAUUGUAAUUAUCCAACUAUGUUAGGAAAUGAUUUUUUAUGUAUUACAAGUAAUACUUGUAUUGAUAAAUCAAAUCUUUGUAAAAUUAUGUGUCCUAAUCCAUUGGAUAAUCAUUUAUUAUGUUCUACCGUACUAUUACAACCAGAUUGUUCAUUGUAUCUGAAUAUGAUUUGUAUGGAUGGUGAAUGUGUGGAGAAGAGUGACAUAUGCAAUAGAGAUCAUGAUUGUCACUAUGGAGAAGAUGAAUAUAUGUGUGAUCGAUCAAUAUCGAAACAACAAGAUUCGAUUAAAAUACCCUAUCGAAGCGUAAAAGAGUCUAUGGUAAAAAAUAUGUAUCAAAAUAUUGAUUUACCGAAAUUCCCUAUUAGUUCUAAUUCCAUCAGCAAUUCAAUAAUUCAAGAGAAAACAUUGAUGAUAACACCUAAAACUAUAUCAACAUCUUCAAAUAUUUCUUAUUAUUGCAAUCGUGGUGUUGGUGUUUUCCUAUAUAAUAAAUCGAUUAGUUGUUUCUGUCCGCCAUUUUAUUAUGGUGAUAAAUGCCAAUAUUAUAGCGACCGAUUUAGUCUAAUCUUGCAUUUAAAUCUUUCACAAUCUGCAUAUAAAGAAUCAACAAAUUAUACAAUAUUACUUAAAUUACUUGUUUUAUUUUUAUAUGAAAAUCAAACACUCGAUAUUCAUGAGUAUCAUGUUCGACCAGCAUUUGAAAUGAUUAAUUUUAAGAAAAAAAUCGGUUAUUUUCUUUAUUCACGUUCAAAACAAUUAUUACAAAAUAAAAUCAAAAGAUAUUUUAAUCGAUCAAAUAUUAUCAAUGAACAUCCUUAUUCAAUUCGUAUUGAAAUUUAUGAACUUAAAAUAAAUAUGAAACCGAAACUUAUUGCUAUAUGGAAAUAUUUAAUUUAUUUUGAUUAUCUUCCAUCAUAUCGUCUUACAAAAGUACUUCGAUUAAUUCAAUUAAACAAUAUAAAAAAUCCGUGUUCAAGUAAUUCAUGUAAUUUUAAUCAAGAAUGUUAUCCAUUAAUGAAUCAAAUAUCGAAUUAUAUUUGUUUAUGCUCGAAUAAUUUAACUGGAAACAAUUGUUUGGAUACAAAUCAAGUGUGUAUUGAAGGUUUUUGUGCAUUGAAUGCUUUGUGUAAACCUGAUUAUCGAAAUAUUUUGAAUGGAAAUGAAAUGCCCUAUUGUAUAUGUCCACUUAAUCAAUAUGGUCGUCGAUGUAAUUUAUUCUAUGAUAAAUGUCUUUCGAAUCCUUGUCAAAAUAAUGGUAUAUGUUUGAUUUCAUCUAAACCAGAUCAAUUUUCAUGUAAAUGUUCAUCACAAUUCUAUGGAGAUUUAUGUGAAUUACAAACUCAAGCAGUAACAUUAUUUUUAAAUGAAAGUGUUUAUCAUGAAGGUGCUGUUAUACAAUAUUUUCAUAUAAAUUUCUUUUCAUUAGAUCUUAUACUUACUCAUCAAGAUGUCUUUCGACAUCUUCCUAAUAUUUUAUCUUAUUUUUAUAUGACAAAAACAGCUCCGGAUAUAAUUAUAGUUAAACUCUAUUCAAAUAACGAAAUGAAAUUAUAUUUGAUCUCAUUGCAAUUGAAUGUUAUAUCAAUUAAUGAAACGACUUACAUCAACGAAACAAAUCAUUGUAAACAUGUUCGUUCAUUAGAUCAAAAGAAUCAAGAAGAAAUUUCUCCAUUCAAUUAUCAUCACCUUUGUAUCAAUAGACAUAAUUUAACGUGUUUUAUGGAUGAUAUUUAUUUAUGUAUUUGUAAUGAAAAUCAUACUCGUGUAGAAUGUUUUGUUUAUGAUAUAAAUCUUGAUCAAUGUUCGUUUUGUUUAAAUAAUGGAAAAUGUUUAAAAGGUAAUCAAUUUCAAACAAAUGAAUUUAUUUGUCUUUGUUCACAAUGUAAUCGAGGUUCAUUAUGUCAAUUCAAUACUGAUGUACAAAGUUUUUCAUUAGAUUCUCUUUUAAUUGAAAAUAAUUUCGAUAUAAAAAUAAUAUAUUUAUUCGUAGUUAUUAUUAUUUUUAUCAUUGGUAUACUAAAUAAUUAUAUUACUCUUAUUACUUUCAAACGACCCAAUCUAUUUAAACUUGGUGUAGGAAAAUAUCUUUUUUUAUUAUCAUUUAUAAGUCAAUGUUCACUUCUUUCGUUACUUAUUAAAACACUUCAAAGUAUUUUUGAAUUAUUUCUAAAUGAUUUAUCAUGUAAAAUCAUUGCAUUUCUACUCUCAGUUUUUACUCGAUAUUCAUUUUGGUUAAUUAGUUGGGUAACUCUAGAUCGACUUUAUUCUAUUCUGUUUCCCUUUAGUAAUCUUUUAAAAAAAUCUUAUACAACAUAUAUUAUAAGUAUAAUUACAUUAAUCAUCGUUGGUAUAAUGCAUAUUCAUGAACUUCUCUUUUAUAUUAUCGUACAAGAUCCUCAUGGACAAAUAAUAUGUGCUGCUAAUUUUACAAGAAACAUAUCAGUAUAUAAUCGUGUAACUGUAUUAAUUCAUUAUAUGGUUCCAUUUGCUAUUCAAAUUAUAUCGAUUACGAUAUUAAUUUAUACUGCAGCUCAAACUCGUUUACGUGCAACACGUAAUAGCAAAACAACAUUUACACAAGUUUUUAAACAACAAUUCAAUAACUAUAAAGAACUUUAUGUGACGCCAUCGAUUAUUAUAUUAAGUAGUUUACCACAAGUUAUACUUGCAUUUAGUUUGAAUUGUAAUGAACCAUUACAAUGGCAACGACAUGCGUUACUUAUUGUUUAUUUUCUAUCUUAUAUACCACAAUUACUCGGAUUUAUUCUAUUUAUAUUACCAUCGAGAAAGUUUUUGAAAGAAUUUCGAGAAACAUCACUUGCAAAACGAUGGCUUUUUCAAUGGAUAUUACCAAAAGUCAACACGAAUAAACCAAGAAUAAUAACUCAACAGCUAGAAAAUGGAUUUAUAAAUACUUCUAUGCUAUAA